AUGUACACAUAUCGUUCCAAGUCGAAGCAUUCUGCUACCUCGUCCGAAACUUGAAGCGAGAGAACAUGAUAGUACUGAUGCAAAGUUCGCCGGGGGAAAUGUGUGGUGCCCGAGUCUGAGCUGGUCUGAGCUGUCCGAGUCUCGUAGUCGUAUCUAUUUAGUCACGGUCGUGCCAGUGCACACGCUUUUGUGUCGCGUGCAAAUCGUACGGUGCUUAACGACAAUCGCAUCAAUUCAACACUCAACUUUCACUCAAAGACUCGAUACAGUUUGUGACUUUGCAGAUUAUUUGGUUUCAAAGAUACGUAUUACAGGAACUUAGUGAUAGCCCUGAUAAGGGAACUGAUCGCGAGGCGUACUUUUCUAAAGAAUCGAAGAAAACGCCUUGCUAUGACGAUCGAGCUGCAGAUGGGCAUCGUCCAAUGUGCAUACCACUAAUAGGCAUGGAACAAUUCCAUGGUAUGAGUGAUGGAAAUAUAAAUAUAAGUGAUGUCAUUGAAGUCAUUGAAACCACCGAUCCUGGAUUUGCGGAGUCUAGUGGAAGGGAGGAUCACCCAUUGGUGGAGAUGAACGCUAGACGUCUAUUGCCAUAUAUCGAGAUAAUUGAACAGCCGGCAAGCAAGGCUUUACGCUUUCGCUAUGAGUGCGAAGGCAGAUCAGCUGGUAGUAUACCUGGUGCGAACAGUACACCAGAAAACAAAACGUUUCCUAGUAUAAGAAUUGUGGGAUACAAAGGUCGUGCCAUAGUUGUAGUAUCGUGUGUAACAAAAGAAGAACCAUACAGACCUCACCCUCAUAACCUUGUUGGAAAAGAGGCAUGUAAACGUGGUGUUUGUACGGUAGAAGUCUCGUCUGAAAAUAUGACCGUCACAUUUGCAAAUCUUGGUAUUCAGUGUGUUAAAAAAAAAGACAUCGAAGAGGCGCUUAGAAUACGGGAAGAAAUUCGCGUUGAUCCUUUUCGAACUGGCUUCGAUCAUAAAAGACAGCCUUCUAACAUCGAUCUAAAUGCAGUGAGAUUAUGUUUCCAAGUUUUCAUAGAAGGAUCUGAGAAGGCAAAAUUUAACCUACCAUUAAAACCAGUUGUAUCCGAUAUUAUAUACGAUAAAAAGGCAAUGUCGGAUCUUGUAAUAUGCAAGCUCAGUCACUGCAGUGCUUCUGUUGCUGGUGGUAUGGAAAUGAUUUUACUGUGUGAAAAGGUUGCAAAAGAGGACAUACAAGUGAGAUUUUUUGAAGAGAAAGAUGGGAAACUUUGCUGGGAAGGACUCGGCGAUUUUCAGCCUGCUCAUGUACAUAAACAAACAGCAAUCGCAUUCAGAACACCGUCGUACAACAAUCGCAUUCAAGUCGACCAACCGGUGCAGGUGUACAUUCAGCUCAGAAGACCAUCGGACGGCACAACGAGCGAACCAUUACCAUUUCAGAUGUUACCACUUGGUGCAGAUGAUCCAGAUUCGUUAAGGCGAAAGCGACAAAAGUUUAAUAACAGUCCAAACGCGCUAAUUUUGAGGCAUGUACAGGCAGAAGCUGAGAAGCAUGCUGCCAUGUUAAAUCAACCAAUUACGUACAAUUUUAACAUAAUCAAAUCGGAACCAACAGAAAGGAUACCUCCUUUUGGAGGUCCAGUUGCAAGUGGAGCAUCCUUUCCAAUGUACUCCAUGGGAACAACUUCUCCACAGCCACAGUCUACGAUGCAGGCUUUGAGACCUCAAGUAUCUCCAGGUCGCACACCAUCCCCUAUGGAUUACAAAGAUUACAGUCCGUACAACUCGCCUGUUGUUCAAUCGCAAUUAUCUCCUCAAUAUCAAUCGACAAAUAAUCGGGCAGUACAACCACCAUCGGCAGGAAUACAUGUCCAACAACAAUUUCCAUAUGUACACAACGCGUUACAACCACAGGAGGAAUUAAUGCUGGGUAGGGUGUUGCCUAAUUAUCAAGAAGAAUUACAAACGUUAAACAUUGCUGCAGGUGGAGUGGAAGCAACAGAUGUCACAAGCCUUUUAGAUAUGGACAAUCAACAGUAUAACUUUGACUCAAGUCUAAACCCGCUCGAUUCAGCGGAACUUGCCGCUUUUGGUACUGCUCUCUCUAAUAACUUAUCUAGUGGGUUGUCUAUCUCGGACUCUAAUAGGCCGGAAGCUAGCAGAGGAGGAAACCCCGAGGUGGUCAAUAUCGAAGAAAGCAGUAACAUGACGGACAGUUUUACAAGAAUUACUAACAAUACCAUACAAGAACUGUGCACCUUAAACAACAUGUUUAAACCUACGCGGCAAAUCGACAACUAAAGCGCUGUUGUAGAUUUUAUUGUUGUAUAAACGUGAUCUACCAAACGGAAAUAGUUUGUAAGUAACAUACUGCGAGAGUAAUUAUGUAAUAUUGAUUGUGAUAAAAUUGCAUUACCCAUCGUACACCUCUGUACAAAUUAACAGUCGUGUUACGUAACUCUACAAACUACUUUUUUGAAGUUGGUCACUUAUCUUAAACGUUGUUAAUACUUUUGUAUCAUUUCUGAUAUUGUUUUUUUAACAUCACGAAUUAAAAUAUUUAUCGAUCUAACUAAUGUAUAUAUAUAUAUAUAUACAUACAUACAUACAUACAUAAUGUAUAUAUAUGUAUAACAAGUGCUGUGACUGUGAUUAAAGUGUACCGAAAUCUACACGCUCUGACAUGCAUGCAAAGUGUCUCGACAAGGACCAUAAUUAACAUGAAAUAAAAACUCAUAGUGAACGAAAUACAUUGUGUAUUGUAAAAGACAAUCUGCAUGCAGUAUUCGUACAAAGUAAUAAUUGUUUAGGUAAGAUACCUCUGAACAAACAUUUCUCUUAGACAUCUUGUACGCUUACACAAAUGUUUGACUUUUAUUUUUUACACAUUUAUAUUUGCUACAAAUUUGUUUUGUAAAUAUAGUUUUUAUAUUAAGAGUAAUUUCUAAGCAUAAAUUGCUUUGUAUCCCAAUUAUAUAUAUACCCCGAUUAUAAAAACUCCAAUACAUAUUCCGUCCAGGCACGUUGAUUAAUCUUCAAAUAAAUUUCUGUCCUAAACUAAGGACUCAGUAUGCUAGUUUUGCGGUUACAUGGGAAAAAAUGUUAUAGUUUUUCAUCGUAGAUUUUUAUGUACACAAAUACUCGCGAUUUGUAUUCCGGUACCAGUUACCAAAUCGCUAUACUUAUUACACAGAGUAUUUUAUAAAUAAAAUAUCUGAUACAAAUAAGAUUAUACGUAGAUACAUACAUUUACUACAUGUAUAAAGUUACAUCUAAGAGUAUACUAUAAUUUUACAUACAAUUAUACGUGUAAAUAAACACAACUAUUGAAUUUUAAUAGUGUUUAAUCCAGUGUAUCGCAUAUCAUUAUGUACACGUUUUAUUGCAUAAUUGCUUGUUAGUAUUUACACAGCAUUACCACACAUUUAAUUCUUAAUUUAUACGUAUAUACAAGGCAAGUAGAAACGUUAUUAUUGUAAAGUACCUUCAAAGAAAUAAAUGGUCCAAGUAUCGUAAAAGAAUAUAUUUACGCAUAGGGAAGAGACUCGUUCCUUCACAGACACGUGAAGAAUAAAAAACAAUUUGUUCUUUUCCAAAAUGUAUUUACUUAAAAAUACAAUGAAAGUUCAAUUCUGAUGGAAUGGGCAGAAAUAUAGUCUGUGGUGUCGGUUACUGUUACGUCGAAAGUGAUGAUGCGAUGGUAUCCUGUACAAAAGUAGUUUGAACAAGAUUUAUGAACACACAAACCAAAUUCUUAGCCUAGGAUUUUCGUUUACGUUUAAUCGUAACAGGUGUCGUUACCAAAUUCAUUAAGUUUGUUUUUUUUUUUCAAUGCUUACCUAACAAACGUAGGGAUGUAACGGUAUCUAGGCGAUUAGCCUGAUUGAUUGAUUGAUUGAUUGAUUGUAAGACCCGUUAGCACCAGUAAAUAAUUUCCAGAGUCACGUCAAGCACUCGAGCAGAGAAGAGUUCCGUGAUCUCUGGCUUCGAGUACGAAACGGGAGUCCUUUUGUUAUUCCUUUUGGACAUGUUGCAAACGGGGCUCGGGAGUGUAUUAAUAAAAUUAAAUGGACCUAUACUUAUCGUGUAUGCAUUGUAUACUAUGAACGGUAAAGUACUCAUUUUUGCUCAGGCACCUGUACUUGAAGAUAGUUCUUUGUCAACGCAUUUGUCAAGGUACUAUCUUGAAGCGAACACGUGUAAAAUACAACAAUGGAUUGUGUAUAAAAGUGUAGAGUAACAGAGUUUUAGAGAUGGGUAUGGUCUGUAAACGGUACAAUUAUAAACUGCUAAUACGUACGCCUUUUACGUAUGAUUACGAUCCGGAUUUGAUGUUGUUGUAAACGUUACACGAUCCAUCCCAUCUCGUUGGAUUCAGUGUAGCAGGAUACAGUUCACGAAUAGCAGUUUUCUUUUUCUUUAAUACUGCCAUUUUUUGUAAUUUAUUUUCGGAUGUAUAACCCAUUACUACUCACGAGAACGAAUCAUUUUCUCUGAUCUAACUGCGUUUUAUUUAACUAUCUCAUUCGAAAAUAUUUGUACAUUAAAACGUGGGACAUCGUCUCGCAUUCAAAUUAUCGUUACUUUUAUUUAUUAUGCAGCUAUGGUACAAUGGUAUCGUAACCGCAAUGUCUCUUCACCCUUUCUUGUCUACCAGUCUCCCCGAAAUAAGUGGCAACAUGGACGUUCCAUUUGCAACGAUCCACCGACCCUAGCACAAAGAGCAUCUUUUUCAUCGUUUGGUAAACAGUGAAUUGCAUUUAAACUCAUUAAAAAAUUAUAUGAUACCAUUGGUAAUUUCCACAGCUAUAUGGUCAUUGAUAAGACACUGAUCACCAUGCACAACGGCAACUGUCAUAGUACAGAAUACUGUCACUCGUUCUGCGACAGCCAACGAAUCAUUGCUAUGAACAGUCCAUGACAAUGAAGUCAAAAUAAAACCACGAUACGUACAAUACAAAUUAAUUACGCUCGAAUAAGAGCAGUCGAAUAGGGAGAGUACACAUCGAUUUCGAGAUCGACGGUUACUUUGCAUCAUUGUCAACGAUUUUUUAAAUUUGCCACGCGACUUGUCUCUUAAAGUUGUUACGUAACUACACAAACUUAUGCUGUGUACAAAUGGAAUAUAGUUGUUUUUAGAGAAAUAAAACAUUAAUCUGCGGUAUUUGCACCUCGUAAAAUAAACAUUCUCUCCCUAUUCUGUGCCCUAAGCCUAAAGUGUAACACUUGUCCACAUUACAUUACGUUACAUAAUAUUAUCGUUAAUAAUAAAAUGUUUCUUAUUCCAUAACUUUAUACAUGCUAUGUAUAAUUAUUAUGCAAUGUUAAAGUCACACAUUACACAUCCACACUACCCGGCGCGAGCGUUGCAUUAACCUUAAUUCCUGUUUUUCUUUACCUUUUCUUAAAUCGAACAGGAGUACGCAGCAGUUUUUAGACUCUGUUUAAAAUUCUCUUUCAGUGUAUAUCGAAUAACGAGACAUGCCCGUUCGACUU
This is a messenger RNA of Hylaeus volcanicus, 5477 nucleotides long. RefSeq names its product embryonic polarity protein dorsal-like (gene Dl). Gene Ontology annotation, molecular function: DNA-binding transcription factor activity; DNA binding. Gene Ontology annotation, cellular component: nucleus; cytoplasm. The coding region runs from base 423 to 2282 and encodes 619 amino acids. The record is from RefSeq and is a predicted model, not a curated record. Lineage: Eukaryota; Metazoa; Arthropoda; Insecta; Hymenoptera; Colletidae. The transcript is spliced from 12 exons. Gene Ontology annotation, biological process: innate immune response; non-canonical NF-kappaB signal transduction; inflammatory response.